CAACAAGCGUAGUGGACGAUUCCUUUACAUUUAGUGAAAUAAUUAAUAAUUUUUUACUUUGGAUCUACUGAUUUUCUAUAGUAAGAGCAGAUUUAUCUAACCGCACGUUGAAAAUGAAGCUUCUGUUAGUUACCCUUGUUGCGCUUUGCACAGUACAAGGGUAUUUAUCUGAUCUCCAUAAUGUGAAACCAGUUCACAAUGGUGUAAGAGGCACUAGCAGAACAACUCGUUAUUGGGACUGCUGCAAGCCAUCGUGUUCGUGGACUGAGAAUUUGAGAGACAAAUCUGGCGCUCCUGUAAAAUCUUGUACAAAAGACGGAAAAACUCAAGCUGAUCGAAACAUGCAAUCUGCCUGUGGAACCGGCACAGGUUCUUACAUGUGCUCUGACCAGCAACCGCGUAUGGUUAAUUCGACAUUUGCUCUGGGAUACGUAGCAGCUUCGUUCACUGGUGGUAUAGAUACCAAAAUGUGUUGUGCCUGUUUACGUCUUGUUUUUCAGGGUGGUCUUUCAGGCAAACAGAUGGUCGUACAAAUAACCAAUACUGGCGGUGACUUGGGUUCCAAUCAUUUCGACAUCUCCAUGCCGGGUGGUGGUGUGGGAAUAUUUACUAAAGGGUGUUCUUCUCAAUGGGGAUGUCCUAGCACGGGUUGGGGAGACCAAUAUGGUGGUGUAAGAUCCGAACAUGAUUGCGCCAAACUUCCUACCGACCUGCGGGAGGGAUGCAAAUUUCGUUUUCAUUUUAUGCAAGGAGUGUCAAAUCCUGACGUCACUUUCGAACAAGUGGAGUGUCCAUCAGAAAUCGUUUCAAUUACUGGUUGCAAAUAUUAAUUUAUAUAGGAUGUAAGUUUAUGUAGUAUGUUCAUAAAAUAAAUAAAAUAAAAAAACUGUUACACA
Anoplophora glabripennis (Asian longhorned beetle) is the source of this 896-nucleotide messenger RNA. RefSeq names its product endoglucanase-like. Gene Ontology annotation, biological process: carbohydrate metabolic process. Bases 114 to 830 code for a protein of 238 amino acids. The transcript is spliced from 4 exons. Gene Ontology annotation, molecular function: cellulase activity. Lineage: Eukaryota; Metazoa; Arthropoda; Insecta; Coleoptera; Cerambycidae. The record is from RefSeq and is a predicted model, not a curated record.